This is a messenger RNA of Populus trichocarpa (black cottonwood), 1986 nucleotides long. Its product is annotated as protein NRT1/ PTR FAMILY 5.10-like. The record is from RefSeq and is a predicted model, not a curated record. Gene Ontology annotation, molecular function: tripeptide transmembrane transporter activity; dipeptide transmembrane transporter activity. Gene Ontology annotation, biological process: dipeptide transport; transmembrane transport. Lineage: Eukaryota; Viridiplantae; Streptophyta; Magnoliopsida; Malpighiales; Salicaceae. The transcript has 4 exons. Bases 166 to 1863 code for a protein of 565 amino acids. Gene Ontology annotation, cellular component: membrane.
AGUUGAUGUAAUUGUCUGCCAUGAAAUCCCACCACUAAAAAUUUGAUGUCUUCUUCAGCAAGUGGGGAAAAAAACAAGUCCCGCAAGUUAAAUCUAGUAUAAACGGGUAACAAUAACUGGGCGUGACUGCUGCUAUCACAGAACAGAACAAGCAACACGGAGGACAUGUCCACCUCCAAUCAUGCUCCAGAACUCCGAACUUCACUUUUAUACGACAUCGUUGAUGGCUCUGUUGACCAUAAGGGCCGACCCGUUUAUAGAUCCAAUUCUGGUGGAUGGAGAUCCGCAGGUUUCAUCAUAGGAGUGGAAGUUGCAGAGAGAUUCGCGUAUUACGGGAUAUCUUCCAACUUGAUAACGUAUUUGACCGGUCCGUUGGGUCAGUCGACGGCUACUGCGGCAGAGAACGUGAAUUUGUGGGCGGGGACUGCGACGUUGCUGCCGAUAUUAGGUGCUUUUGUUGCUGAUUCUUUUCUUGGCAGAUACACAACUAUCAUCGUUGCUUCGCUUAUCUAUAUCUUGGGACUUGGCUUGUUGACUCUAUCGGCUCUACUUUCGACUCACACCGCUACUGAUUUGCCAUGUUCUCCUCCUCCAUUUCAACUGAUUUUGUUCUUCUUUGCUCUGUAUUUAGUAGCGAUUGGUGAAAGUGGGCACAAGCCUUGUGCUCAGGCGUUUGGAGCUGAUCAGUUUGAUGGGCACGACCCUCAGGAAUCCAAAGCGAAGAGCUCCUUCUUCAAUUGGUGGUAUUGUUGUAAGAGUGGCGGAACAAUGGUAACAUUACUGAUUUUAAACUACAUACAAGACAAUCUUAACUGGGGUCUUGGAUUUGGGAUCCCUUGUGCUGCGAUGCUUAUUUCACUUGUCAUCUUCUUACUUGGCAGCAAGAUGUAUCGAUAUAGUGUAAAAGUGGACAAGAAAAGUGCAUUUCUGAGGAUUGGUUCGGUUUUUGUGUCUUCGAUUAGGAAUUGGAGAACUACCCCUUCUGCCAUAGCACUUGAAGAAGAAGCUCGUGGAACCCGACCUCACCCAAGUUCUGAGCAGUACAUGUUCCUCAACAAAGCCCUGCUUGCACCAAACGGCUCAAAGGAAGAUGGGAAGGUAUGCAGCAUCAGUGAUGUUGAAGAAGCUAAGGCAUUACUUAGGCUUGUUCCAAUAUGGACUUCAUGCUUAGUAUUUGCUGUAGUGUUUGCGCAGAGAUCAACUCUCUUUACUAAGCAAGCAGUUACGAUGGAUAGAUCGAUUUCACACGGUAUCGAUUUUCCAGCGGCUUCACUUCAAUUCUUUAUGAACCUAUCCAUUGUACUCUUCAUUCCAAUAUAUGACCGUGUCUUUGUUCCCUUAGCAAGAGCUUUAACCAGAAAAUCCUCUGGCAUUACAAUGCUUCAGAGAAUUGGAACUGGUAUUUUUUUAUCUGUCAUGACUAUGGUCAUUGCUGCUCUCGUUGAGAUGAAGAGGCUCAAAACUGCCCAAGAACAUGGACUGGUUGAUCUGCCAGAUGUGACGAUUCCAAUGAGUGUUUGGUGGCUAAUCCCUCAAUAUGUCUUGCUUGGCAUUGCUGAAUCGUUUACCAUGGUGGGCUUGCAAGAAUUUUUCUAUGAUCAGGUCCCCAGUGAUCUGAGGAGCGUUGGUAUUUCACUCAACCUUAGUAUCUUUGGUACUGGAAACUUUCUAAGCAGCUUUCUUGUAUCUGUCAUUGAGAAAACAACUGGUGGGAAUGGCCGAUACAGCUGGUUUGAUAAUAAUCUGAAUCGGGCUCAUCUUGAUUACUUCUAUUGGCUACUAGCUGGGAUGAGCGUGGUGCAAAUGGCUUUCUACGUUUAUUCUGCAAAAUCUUACAUUUAUAAUAGGAGAGGUGCCGUGUAAAUAGAAUGUCUUCUUAUUGUUACUGCAAUGGAUGAAACCAGAACACUACCUGCAACAGGGGAGCAGCCUAAGAUGUAAAUUUCCUUCUUCGUUUUACAAUUCAAAAUGAAAUAUUUAUGUGAA